Molecule: messenger RNA, 3828 nt
Organism: Betta splendens (Siamese fighting fish)
Lineage: Eukaryota; Metazoa; Chordata; Actinopteri; Anabantiformes; Osphronemidae
Gene: nptxrb
Product: neuronal pentraxin receptor b
Exons: 6
Coding region: 429-2210 (593 amino acids)
Source: RefSeq, a predicted model, not a curated record
CCUAAACCUAAACCUGACCUGAAGUUGUGACAAAACAUGAGGCCAGAAUGUCCUGUCUCUCAUGGUAAUAAUAAUCACAUCGGUCCUCACGAAGUCGACACACAAGUACACACACACAAACAAGUGCAGAUCGAUCCAUCAGCGCCUUGUUUGCUCGUGCUGCUGCUGUGGUGGAGGCUCAUCUCUGCUCUGACUGACGCGUGCCUACAGCCUCGCUCCGCCUCUCUCCGCGGUCCCUAUGGCAACGCAUGGAGGAGAGCAGCUUAGCAACACGGAGACGGAGAGGCAGGGUCUGUGGUCCAGACAACGCGGAGCCAUCGGAAUCACACAGAGGGAACCAGCGCAGCCUCUAAACACCUGAUGCCGUUUGUUACCCACAAGACAUUUUCGUUCAGUUAGUGUUCACUUCAUCUUCUAUCACAGUCGUGAUGAAGUUCGUGGUGGUGCUCGUGGGCGCGGGCACGCUCGCCUUCCUCGGAGCCGUCAUCUGCAUCAUCGCCAGCGUCUAUCCUCGGAGACGCGCCGCGCCUCUUGGCGACAACGGCACCCUGACGUCCGAGUCGCUGCUCCAGCCCCUGGAGCCCGGUUCGGUGGCCCACGCCGGGCCGCUGGGCGCGCUGCACGGUGCCGAGUCCUACGACGGCGGCAACGGGCUGGGCGGCGUCGGGCUGGAGGUUCCCACCCUCAACGAGCUCAACCUCGGGGAGGAGCUCGGCGGAGGGUCCGCGAAGCAGUUCAGCUUCAGCCGCUUGAUCUGCACACCGGUACCGGUGGGAGAAUGCAAGACCAAAGAGCUGAGGCAGCGCCAGGAGCAGCAGCAGGCCGACGAGCCGCUGUACGGAACCGGGGAUGAGGACUGGACCUAUCUCCGGAGCACCGCGGAGGAGCUCCGGCAGACGGUCCUGCAGCAGAACGACCAGAUCCUCAUGGACCAGAGGACGAUCCGGGAGCUGACGGGGAAGCUGAGCGAAUGCGAGAGCGGCCUGGAGGACGAGCGGAGCAUCCCGGAGCGGAGCGUCGGGGUGUGGAGCGGCAACCGGCGCGUCAUGGCCGGGGACGACGUGAGCUCCUCCGCCGCGGCGCAGCUGCAGACGGCGCGAGCCGUGGAGGAGCUGGCCAGGGCCAUCAUGGACCUGAAGGACCGCAUCGAGAAGCUGGAGGCAGAGAUCGGCCCUGCUGCCCUGAACCUCACCGACGCGUCCGGGGGUAAAAGCGGCAGCAGCCCGGCUGCUAACGCCGCCCCCGCUCCCGCCCCCCCCACCAGCAGCUCCUCCUCCGCGCCCGCAGCGCCCGCAGCGCCCGCCCCGGGCGGCCGCCACGCUGCCUCCCCCGCAUCCCCCAACCCCAAACCCCCGUCCAAGGCCUCCCCCGGGCGGGGGAAGGGCACCUGGAGGGUGGAGGACCUGGAGGGGGAGCUGGAGCGCAAGAUUAAGAUGCUGGAGAAGGAGCGGCAGGCCAUGAGGAAGGAGACGCAGGGCGAACACGAGAAGAUCAACCAGGGCAUCGACACGGUCAGCCACCGCGUGACCGAGCUGGAGCACACGCUGACGGAGCCGCCGUUCCCCGACGGCUUCGUCCUGUCCUUCCCCAUGAGGACCAACUACAUGUACGGCCUGGUGAGGAAGGAGAUCACUGAGAUGUAUGCGUUCACGACCUGCGUCUGGCUGAAGGCCAAAGAAGGGGGCAUCGGGACUCCGUUUUCCUACUCGGUGCCUGGACAGCCCAACGAGCUGGUGCUGCUACAGGGAGUCCACAACCCCGUGGAGCUGCUCAUCAACGACAAGGUGGCGCAGCUGCCUCUGUCCCUACCACAGGACGAGUGGGAGCACAUCUGUGUGAGCUGGACCCUGAGGGACGGAGUGUGGAAGGCCUACCAGGGGGGAAAGCUGAAGGGACGGGGAGAUGGACUCGCCGCCUGGCAUCCGAUCAAACCAGGAGGAGUCCUCAUACUGGGACAGGAACAGGACACGCUGGGUGGGCGGUUCGACGCCUCCCAGGCUCUGGUGGGGGAGCUCUCCCAGUUCAACCUGUGGGACCGGGUGCUGAAGCCGGCGGAGGUGGCCGCUCUGGCCGAGUGCAGCUCCUCGGCGCUGGGCAACAUCGCCCCCUGGACCGACCACGACGUGGACGUCUACGGCGGCGCCACCAAGGAGUCGCUGGACCCGUGCCACAGCGCUCACAGAUCCAACCCCUCGGGCCCCAAGCAGUGAGAGACGCGACGGUCGCAGCGGAGCGGUAGCUUCAGGACCGGGGUCGGGGGUGAGGGCGGGUCCCGCUGGAGGUCACAGCCUGUUUGUGGGGACGAGGAGCUCGCUGAUGCACUGGAGGAUGGAGCCGUGCCCCGUUACAGGAGGUGUCUCUGUUUUGUUUUCGUGUCGGUGUCCUGCUCGUGUUUACUUCUGCCGUGAGAUCCAGUGAGUUUAGUCACAGAAUCCUCUUAGCGACGGCUGCAUGGCUGAAUCAGCGUCUGGCACCAGCUCGUACGGACUCGUCUGAAAACAGACUGCGGUGGUUCGGUUUGAUGCUGUUCUAGGAGGUUCCUCAUUUUACAACGUUGUGUCUUUUCCCGUUUUGUGUCGAGGUGGUUGUGUUUUAUGCUAAAACUGACGCUGAGAUGCUGUUUUGUUCAUGUUUCCAAUCAAAAUGAGUUGUGUUCAUUUCUAACUGUACAGGAUCCUGUUGGACAACGUCUGUGUAAACCUACCUUUUCAAUAUAGCGAUCCAUUAUCUGGUAAAUCAGUGGUCUUCUGAAUGUAUAUUGUAUGUGUGCUCGCGUUGCUCUGUGCCAGUCUGCUCUCCAUGCUGUUGCCUCCCACGCACCUCACGCCUGCAAAGUUAAGUUGCAGCGUUUGCAACUUAAACCCGUCAGCUCUUGAGCGACCUGUGGAGCACAGUGAACACUACGCACCAGUCAGACGCUGAUUGUGAUGAACCCCAGUGAGUUGAAUGUAAACCAGAUGGAAUGUAAGUGUGUUUGCAUGACCAAAGCCACUUCAGCUGCCACCCAAGAAACGGACUCACAAUGUGCAACAAGUGGGUCCAAACACGGACGUGUGUGACUUUGGAAUCAGAUCCUCACUAAGCACAUGACAGAGAAGAGAAAGGUGUUAGAAACACUGCGUUCCUUAUGAUUUGGGAGCAGUUCUAAAUUAAGGCUGACACCAUUCUGGCCAACAGACGCUGUGAAGAACCACAGAGCUUGAACGCAUCUUCUAUUGGCUCCACUACACGAUGAUAUUAGUGCCACAGCGUUGGCAUGAAGCAGACUGUUGCCUUUGAAGGGAGCCAGAACAGCAGAACCGACUGGGCUUUGACCUGCUGUGGCGCUGAGUUCAUCCCUCUGGUUUCGACAGGCUCCUUAAAGUUCAAAUACUUCUCAUUCGUAGCUUCUUGGUGACAUAAAGGCAGAUGGACGUCCUUGUUUAUAGCUCAGUGGACGCUCACGCUAGGCGCCGUGGAGCCUCCCACGCUGUGCAGGUGAGGGUUUGAUUACCACACGGAGCCCACAUCCAGUCCACACUGUGCGGUGAAGUGAACUGUGGUGAAAACACUGUCGUUAUUACCUCAGAACAACAGCCCCUCGAAGGAUGUGACAACUUGUUGUAAAGUGCCUGCCUGGGCUCCCACGCCCAAAAGACCCGUCCGACCCGUGUUUCUACGUUUUCUUCUCCGUCGUCUCUUUCUUCUCGCGCCGUCGCGCUGCUUCUCUCUUGCUUGUGGUCGUUGAAAGCUGUGACGGUGUUGUGCUUGUCUUUAUUUGCAUCUUCAUGGAUCUUCUACAAUAUUGUGAAAUGUGUGGAUAAAAAUAAUAAACUGGUUAUGACAACG